GAAUGCGUCAACGCUUACUUGCUACAGUAAGCCACGACCCAAAGCGAAAAAGAAGCUUGUACUAAUACUAAGCUUGCUAUAUAAAUAUGCCUUCUAGGGUUAGGGUUUUCCAAUGGAAUAAUAUUAUGACGUGCUGUAGCUAGCUGAGAAUUUUCUGCCAUACAUGUGCCAUCUCUCUUUCCAAACUAAAGAGAUGACAAAACGUCAAGUGAUUUUGAAAAAGGAUGACUUUUCAGAUGACGACUCAACAAAUUCAUCAUUUACUAUUAGGACAGUGAGAUAUAGAGAGUGCCAAAAGAAUCAUGCAGCAAGUGUUGGCGGAUACGCGGUUGAUGGGUGUCGGGAGUUCAUGCCAUGUGACGAGGAAGGAACUCCCGGCGCCCUUACUUGUGCAGCCUGUGGCUGCCACCGUAAUUUUCAUCGACGGGAAGUGGAAACUGAAGUUGCUUGUGACUGUUCCUUCCCGACUUAAAAAAGUAAGUUUAACUUCUCUGCACUGACAAUGUGCUAUUAUAUGUUUGGAAUAUGUAAGAUGCCCUUGCGGUUGGGCUUAUAGGAGUGAAGGUUGUUUAGGAACCAAGGGAAGGCUUGUUUCUUUUUUUUUCUUUUUUUGAUGUUCCAUUUAAGUAGUGUUUAUAUAAGUGAAGGUGAGAAUGUUUGUAAUGAUUUGCGUGGUUGAUUGUUAAGACUGAAUGAUAUUGUAUGAUAAUUACAUGUUUGGGGAGAAAAGAUGUGGUGCUCUUUGACAAGACAUUAUAUGGUCUAAUUUUUCAA
This is a messenger RNA of Nicotiana tabacum (common tobacco), 774 nucleotides long. Lineage: Eukaryota; Viridiplantae; Streptophyta; Magnoliopsida; Solanales; Solanaceae. The record is from RefSeq and is a predicted model, not a curated record.